CACCACAUCAGCAGAAUAAAAUUUUGUUUCCCGAAAUAGUCAAAUCUUCCAUCCAGUCGUUUGUCUCCGGUCAUUGUCUCCACCUGCUUAACAUCAAAGUUCCUGAAAGAAAGGAAAAUGGCUACGAAAAACUCGGAAAAUUGCUUUCAUAGGGAUAUAAAAUAUAUUCUGAGAGUUUGUCAAAUAUUUGGACUAUUUCCUGUCUCAGAAUUGACUUCAGAAGACCACCGAAAUAUAAAGUUCGAAUGGAAAUCCACCCUAACCGUAUAUUCUUUCUUGUUGACGUUGUCAACACUAAUUUGCACUGUCCUAACUUUUAUUCAGCUAGUCACUCACGAAUUCAAUUUACAUUCAAUGGAUUCCUUUAUGUUUUGCUUCUUCGCCUUCGCCAUUUCUUUGUCUUUCUACAAAUUAGCAAUGGACUGGUCGGAAUUAUUGAAAAGUUUUCGUGAAAUAGAAAUAGCUUUCAAGAACUAUAGCUACUACCAGAAUUUGAGAAAACAAUUUACAAUCAUGUUUGUAAUAUCUACUACAGGAACAUUAAUUGAACACAGUUUAGCAAGGGUGGCUACCUACAACCAAGUUGAUCCCCAAGCAAAAUCAAAUAGAACACAACUGGAAUUGUAUUUAAAAAAAGAGUAUUCAUUUGUUUUUGAUCAUAUGGAAUAUUCCAAUCCGGUAGCUUCAUUUUCAUUCUACAUCUCUCUUUAUUUCUGGACAAAAGUGAGAGAAGAUUAUAGUUUGAUAUCAGAAUUAUGCCAAAAGGUGAAUGAUAAGAUUGGCCACAUGAUAUUGAUAUCAUUCGCGUCAAAUAUGUAUUUUGUUCUGUCUCAGCUGUAUAAAGGAUUGACAAUCAAACGAACCAUAAUUGAUGGAAUUUAUUUCAUAUUUUCGUUUGGAAUAGUGAUUUUGAGGCUGAGCGGAGUGAUACUGUAUGGAUCUGAAGUAAAUCUACAGUCUCAGAAACCUUUGAGGUACCUCAUCUCUGUGAAGUCAGACUACUAUAAUGAAGAGAUAGAGAGGUUCAUUCUAGAAAUUCACUGCCACGAAACUUCACUCUCAGGAAAUCAGUUUUUCACCUUGAAAAGAGGAUUGAUAUUUGGUAUGGCAACUGCAAUAAUAACAUACGAGUUAUUCAUGCUCCAGACAAAAAUUAACUGAUGGGGAAGUAUGUAUGGGCUGAAAACCUGAGGAUUGUUCACUUUUCAGGUCAACGGAAAUAAAAAGGAAAUACGUCAUUAACGUCAUAUAACCUAUACAUAAUAUUACCCUUGUAUUAUCUAUUCAGCCAUUUUUUUUUAUAAAAAUGUCAUACUU
This is a messenger RNA of Leptinotarsa decemlineata (Colorado potato beetle), 1317 nucleotides long. RefSeq names its product gustatory receptor for sugar taste 64f. Gene Ontology annotation, molecular function: taste receptor activity. The record is from RefSeq and is a predicted model, not a curated record. Gene Ontology annotation, biological process: sensory perception of chemical stimulus; detection of chemical stimulus involved in sensory perception of taste. Lineage: Eukaryota; Metazoa; Arthropoda; Insecta; Coleoptera; Chrysomelidae. Gene Ontology annotation, cellular component: membrane.